AAAAUGUAUUCCAAGGUUUUCAUUUUUCUGACCGGAGCUGUGUACAUCUACUACCAGGUCCUUGCACAAGAUAUCUACAGCGCUGAGAUAAUGGUGGAGAGCAAUGUCACACUGGAUGCCCAAACUGUCCUGUCAGCUAUCAAUUCAACAAACCUCUCACUGAGCAAACAAACAGUACAAAUCAUAAACACUGAACUGGUAGCAGAAUGCCUCAUUGUUGGAACUGACACGAACUGCAACUGCUCUACAAAUUAUCUUUGGAGCAAUGAAGUGUGCUACAACUACAGCUGCUGCGGGGAUGCUACUUGCAAACAAAAUGUAUCCUACAUCACACCCCUCUGUUCUCCUAAAGUUCAAGUUUUCAUCAAUGGAUCAGUACAGACUGCAGCAUGGGAUUCAACCAAGACCACAACGCUUCAAAACCAAUUUCAAAACCUGAAUGCUAUUCAGUAUGUGAACGUUACUGGUCCAAGAACCAUCUCCACAUCCUCAUCGCUGCAGUAUGUUGACUUUCAGGUAGCUGUCAGUGUCAGAGUGCUGACUAGUAAACUUCAAGUGAUAGUCAAUGAACUUACACGUCUGCUUACACCUACAGCUAUAUUUGUGGACACUUUAGGAAUGGUCAUUGUAGAGGCCCCAGGGACUCAAGUUUGCUAUCAGUCCACGCCACAACUUGCAUGCAAACUUGAGGAGGCCACAGACAGCGCAGGCUGGAAUCUAACCACAGGGAAUCAGCGCUUUGAGCUCAACGACGGCAGUGUGGUCCAGCUGAAUAAGAUCUGUAGCACAAAUACCUUCCAAUCUUGUAUUGGUGUUACCCUCAACAAGGUGACAGGCACUUGGGAAGGCACAUAUGAGUGUGGAUUUACCAUUGGGUCAAUCAGGCACAUAGGCAGGAUUUAUCUGAGUGUGGCCCUCCUACCUGAUACAAUUACCCUGAGUAGCAUGCCUCUUACUGUGGACUGUUCAGAAAAUCAGGAAAGUGUAAGCAUUACCGUCAGUGCCAUAAUCCCAGCAAGCAAUACAACCUAUGCCAUUUCGUGGGGCUACAAUGGUAAUGUGUUUCGUGAUGUAAAAAUGACAACUUCAAGCAGUUACGUCAACUACACAUUCAAUCCUGCCAUCCUCUGCAAACAAACGAUUGAACCAUAUGUUAAUAUCAGUUUUAAGAAUGUAAUCGGUCAAAUUAAAAGUGCACAAUUGAACAUCCCAGUUAUCUAUGCUGGGAAGCCAUUUUGUAAAGAGGAGCUACUGGAUAAAGAUACAUGGCCAAAAACCCCAGCUGGAGACACAGUGAUUAUUCGAACAUGCCCAGCAGGCACGGUUGGCUAUAAGUCCCGACCUUGUAACGGCCCAGCCUGGCAGGCAGUGUUCUCAAGCUGCGUCAGUGAAGAAUUGAACAAAAUUUCAAAUGCAGCUGAAGCCUUCCUGAAGGGACUAGGGGCCACCACGGAGGUGGCCAAGAAUAUAUUUGAAGGGCUAAAGAACAGCUCUACAUUAAGUUCUGGAUCUGGUGAAAGUAUUGCUGACAUUAGCGCCUCCAUCGGUGUUCUAAAUAUGAUGGCCGACGCAUCAAACACAACUGUGUUGGGAGAGGAUAUCUUUCCUGAUUUUGUUAGUGCAGCAAGCAAUAUGUUGAAUGGCACCUGGAGUGGGGUAAAUGACACAAUUCGUUAUAAAAUGUCAUCAAACUACCUAGAGUCUGUGGAAGGUCUAGUGAAGAACAUUAAGGUCAACCAGAGCGACGGAAUCAACAGUACAAAUCUAGACCUUACAUUCUGUCGAAGUAAUGACUGUGAUGUGUCUGUGUUUGACAUUGGUGUGAAUAUGAACAAGACCAAUGGAAUACUGAAAACUGUAGCUGUGAAAAAUCUAAUGAGUAAAUUAAAUAACAGCUUUAAUGGCAUACAACCUGAACGUACCGACCUCAUAUUAUCAGCCACACUGGACAAUAAUAGUGAUUCAACUAUACAAAUUAGACUGGACUUCCCCAGUGGGAAAACCAACCCCACUCAACCUCACUGUGUCUUCUGGAACACCACAAGGAAUCAAUGGUCAGAUGAAGGAUGCAAUAUCAGCAUUUCUGAUAAAAACCACACAAUAUGUGAGUGCAACCACCUAACUGCAUUCUCUGUCCUAAUGUCCAAGGGUGAUGGAGGAAAACAAGAUCCUAUCCUUGAACUUAUUUCAAAUAUUGGCCUUGGUGUGUCCAUUUGCUCCUUGGUGAUCUUUCUCAUCAUUGAAUCUCUGGUGUGGUCAGCUGUGGUCAAGACUAACCUUUCUCAUUUUCGGCACACAGCUAUAGUGAACAUUGCCACAUUCCUCUUGCUUGCAGAUUGCAGUUUCUUGGCUUCUAGCAAUCCCAAGACUUUAACUGACAGCUGGUGUCUAGUACUGACCAUAUGCAAACACCUCUUUUUCUUGGCUAUGUUCUGCUGGAUGCUGUGCCUGAGCAUCAUGCUUGUCCACCAGCUCAUCUUUGUCUUCAGCCCACUGAGGAAAAGAGUUUUCAUGUUCCUCUCCAGCAUUUUAGGCUAUGUUUGCCCAAUCCUAAUGGUGGGAUCCAGCUAUGUGUACUGCAAAUACACCAACCAGGACUACUACGACAGCAAAACAUGCUGGCUAGUUUAUGUAAAACUCUUGGUUGGCUCCAUGCAUGCUUUUCUCCUGCCUGUGGGAACCAUUGUUUUGGCAAAUCUCUUUUCCAUGAUUGUUGUCAUCGUUACACUGAUGAAGACCUCAGUCCCUGACAGCAGCAAGGCCGAUGACAAGGAAACGGCAAAAGGCAUCCUCAAAGUGGUGAUUGUUCUAACACCUGUCUUUGGAGUGACAUGGAUUGUUGGCUUCAUUCAACUCAUCAUGUCUGAUAGCCCCAUCUAUAACGUUAUCACCUACAUUUUCACCAUCCUUAAUACCUUCCAGGGUUUUUUUAUUUUGAUCACAGGGUGUUUUGCAGAGCAGAAGGUCAGAGAGGAACUGUUCAAGCUCAUAACUGGAAAAUCAAAAGGAAAUGACAGCACAAAGAAAUUCACUUCAACUACGUACACAAAAGACCACUGAAGAUGUAGACUGUGAAUCCUGAACUAACAACUCGCCUGUCCAACUACCCCUCUACAGGAGAAUACAGUUAGCAUUAAGUUAGUAUGUAGUUCAUUGACAUUUACAGUGCGUUGUUUAAGGAGAUUUAACUAAAUGUUGUUUAUAAUCAUAUCAUUAUCUAUAGUUAUAUGUAGUUUUCCUAAAAAGCAAUAGAACCCCUGUCUAGUUAUUAUUUAUGACCAAUUAGAAGUGCAUGACAGUGUCUUUAUCUCCAGAGACCCUGCCUUUCUUAUUUAUUCUUAUUUUGCCAUGUAACUGAUGUUUCUUGACUGUAACACAUAUACAGGACAAUAACAGCAAACAGGACGAAGAAUGCACUUCAGCUGCAUUGACAGAUAGUGUAAAACAUGGCUGUACCUGCCAGAUGUAAAAGUGAGGCUUGUCUUAUACUUUUGUUUGCAGUCAUUACUAAAUGCCGUCCUUGACAUAAAUGACAGCCUGAAUGGCAAGGGUUAGGGUUUCAGUGACUCGUUUCCAGUCAUCUUGGAAAUCUAGGUCAUUCUUCUUGCCAGAAAAGAGAAUUUCCCACGAUAUCUACAUCAAAACAAGUUUCAUGGUCAGUUCUACCCUUCACUCUUCACAUCAGGCACCAAAAUGCCACUCAAAAGAAUUAUCUUAAAGCUUCAAAUGAGAUUUCAGGAACCAGCGGGUAACAUUGAACAUCUUUUAUACUGUCUUUGGCUGAAGUGAAUCUGGUAGUGAGUUUGAAAAUUGUGUUUGCUAGCAAUAACCAAAAAAUGUAGCAUACUAUACCUUUAAAUAGAGCAUUGUUGUCAAUGAUUAGCGCUAAGGUUCCGAUGAUAUUUGUACAUGACACAUAGUACUUCUAGCUAUUCUUCUUGCUAUUAUUAUUAGCUAAGGUUGGUAGAUUUUGUCAGUUAUCUUUGUAGAUGCAAAAAUCAUUUGUUUUCUUCCAUUCCAAGUAAAAUUAAAGAUAACUAACUGUGUACAUCUUCGACUUAACUGGAUUUUGGAUAUUAAGUAGACCAAGAGUGCAAGUGCUCACUGUGCAUAGAACAAAGUAAAUGCUUUAACAAGUCCGGACUUGUUUAAUGGUUGUAUUUAAGAUGAAUUACUGUAUAUUUAAAUUUAUGUUUGGCGUGAACUAUAACCUGUAUACUAUCCCUGUGUGGCCACUGUAUGUAUCUGAAAUCUGUUCAAAUAAAAAUA
This is a messenger RNA of Pundamilia nyererei, 4269 nucleotides long. RefSeq names its product adhesion G protein-coupled receptor F3b (gene adgrf3b). NCBI's taxonomy places the organism in Eukaryota, Metazoa, Chordata, Actinopteri, Cichliformes, Cichlidae. Bases 4 to 3060 code for a protein of 1018 amino acids. The record is from RefSeq and is a predicted model, not a curated record. Gene Ontology annotation, cellular component: membrane. Gene Ontology annotation, biological process: adenylate cyclase-activating G protein-coupled receptor signaling pathway; cell surface receptor signaling pathway. The transcript has 17 exons. Gene Ontology annotation, molecular function: G protein-coupled receptor activity.